UGCAUAUAAACAAGUUCCAAACAACAACAUUCGGAUUAUCGGUCUACCGAGCAAUAUCACCCGCUCGGGGGAACAUCUUCCUUUCGUCGUUAUACCUACACCCUACUCGUAUUUAAUUAUUUUAAUAAUCUGUGAGGGGGGCUUUGUUUUAUUGGAGAAGAAAAAUACUUUUUUGGCGGGAAUGCGAAGAGUGAAGUUGUAUGAAUUGUUUAGUUUUGUCUAUUUAGUGUUUCUUCAGGUUUAAAUUUGUAACAACGGUGGUUUAUUAACUGUUUAAUAUCUGUUUAACUGUUGUGAAAGUGCACAAAUGUGGGAAAAUGAAACAAAGCCGCUGGUCGUAGCUUCUCGGGAUCCUUCAAAAAGUCUAAUUUUUUUUUCCUACCUAAGCUGGUAGCCUUGAGAGGCUAUUCCAGCGUAACCUUAACUAGUAGGUGAACUCACGGGGCUCAAACCUAACGACGUUGCUAACACCAACCCUAGCAAGAGCCGUGCUUCGCAGAAUCUACCACCGGAUCGGAAACGCGACCCACUGAGAAGAUCCGGCGAGAAACUCAGUCGCCUAUGUCUGUGGGUCAAAAAGUCUCAGUAAAUAUAACCACCAUAUUACUGAGAUUAUAUUUUAUCCCAUAUCAUCUUAUCUCAUUUCAUUUCAUUUUAUUUCGUGACAAUUGAUUAAUGUUCCAAAUUAAUCAACUUCAUUUCAUUUCACUUCAUAUCAUUUUGAUUAAAAAAUUAUAAAAGAUUAAGUUGUAUGCUACGAAUAAAUAAUAACUUAUCAGUUAUUCGUAGGUUGUAUGAUAUGAUUUAUACCUUUGCCUAUCCAGCUAGAAAAAUAAAACUACUACUACUCUACUACUGGAGAAGAAAAAAAAUCGGUACCGUACCAUAACCUAACAUGUUUCUAAAUUGUAACUGACUGGAUUACAGGAACUGAUUCUAACUUAUAAAGUAAAUCUUAAUGGUAGUUAUUAUACGUUAUUUGAUUAAUCGUCACUUAUAAUAUAACACCACAAAGUUUUAUCUUAUUGUGAUUAAGCUAUUGGUUAAAUCCCUGUAAAUGAAUAUUUGUAAAUAAACAAAAUGACUACAAAUCCAAGAAAAGGCACUGAUCCAGUGCCUGCGGAGGAAAGCGAUCAAUUGACAAUAAGACCACUUGGAGCUGGCCAAGAAGUUGGCAGAUCAUGCAUCAUGUUGGAGUUCAAAGGGAAAAAGAUAAUGUUGGACUGUGGCAUCCAUCCUGGUUUGUCUGGAAUGGACGCCCUACCCUUCAUAGACCUUAUAGAGGCAGACGAAGUGGAUCUUCUGUUAGUUUCACAUUUUCAUUUGGACCACAGUGGAGCCCUUCCGUGGUUCCUGACGAAGACUUCCUUCAAAGGUCGAGUUUUCAUGACACAUGCCACUAAGGCUAUCUACAGAUGGCUCGUUUCUGAUUAUAUUAAAGUUAGCAACAUAUCAACAGAACAAAUGUUGUAUACGGAAUCGGAUCUAGAAAAUUCAAUGGACAGAAUAGAAACUAUAAACUUCCAUGAAGAAAGAGAUGUACGGGGUGUCAAAUUUUGGGCUUACAAUGCUGGACAUGUACUCGGAGCAGCCAUGUUUAUGAUUGAAAUAGCUGGAGUCAAGAUAUUAUACACGGGAGAUUUUUCAAGACAAGAGGAUAGACAUUUGAUGGCUGCAGAGAUACCGACGGUUCAUCCUGAUGUUUUGAUUACUGAGUCCACGUACGGCACGCACAUCCACGAGAAGCGCGAGGAGCGGGAGAGUCGCUUCACGGGGCUGGUCAGCGACAUCGUGGGGCGCGGCGGCCGCUGCCUCAUCCCCGUGUUCGCGCUGGGCCGCGCGCAGGAGCUGCUGCUCAUACUCGACGAGUACUGGUCGCUGCACCCCGAGCUGCAAGACAUUCCCAUAUACUACGCGUCCUCACUGGCCAAGAAGUGCAUGGCGGUGUACCAGACCUAUGUUAACGCGAUGAACGACCGCAUCCGGCGCCAGAUCGCUAUCAACAACCCCUUCGUGUUUAGACACAUCUCCAACCUGAAGGGCAUAGACCACUUUGAGGACAUAGGGCCGUGCGUGAUCAUGGCGUCCCCGGGCAUGAUGCAGUCGGGACUGUCUCGGGAGCUGUUCGAGUCCUGGUGCACCGACCCUAAGAACGGAGUCAUCAUAGCGGGUUACUGCGUGGAGGGGACGCUGGCGAAGACGAUCCUGUCGGAGCCGGACGAGAUUACGACCAUGUCCGGCCAGAAGUUGCCGCUGCGGAUGUCCGUGGACUACAUCUCGUUCUCGGCGCACACCGACUACCAGCAGACCUCGGAGUUCAUCAACAUCCUGAAGCCGCCGCACGUGGUGCUGGUGCACGGCGAGCAGAACGAGAUGUCCCGGCUGCGCGCGGCGCUGGAGCGGGAGCACCGCGGCGCCAUCCUCGUGCACACGCCGCGCAACACGCAGCCCCUCGCGCUCUGCUUCCGCGGAGACACCACCGCCAAGGUGAUGGGCUCCCUGGCGGUAGACCCUCCCAAGGAAGGUCAGGAGCUGCAGGGCAUCCUCGUCAAAAGAAACUUCAAUUAUCACAUUCUGGCGCCCGCAGACCUCAACAAGUACACGGAGCUGGUCCAGUCGGAGGUGACGCAGCGGCAGUCGCUGCAGUACGCGGGCUCGGUCCCGCUGCUGCGCCACGUGCUCAUGCAGCUCGCCGGACACAUCGACUUCCUCUCGGAGACCAGGUGGCGCCUCUACUCCUGCAUCGAGCUCACCAUCGAGAGCAGCACCAUAGUGCUCGAAUGGCGCGCCGGGCCCGUGGCCGACAUGUACGCCGACGCGCUGGUGGGCGCCGCGCUGUCCGCCGCCGCGCUCGCCGCGCCCGCCGCCACGCACCCGCCGCUCGCGCCCAAGCUCGACCGCAUGCACUUCAAGGAGUGCGUUAUAGAAAUGUUCCAAGACAUGUUCGGUGAAGACUCCGUGCCGAAGAUGUUUAAGGGCGACAAGCUGUACGUCACCGUCGACGACAAGCGCGCCGACAUCGACCUGCAGAGCAUGGAGGUCCGGUGUCCCGAGGAGCCGUCGCUGGCGUCGUGCGUAAGGUCGGCGCUGCAGCACCUGCACGCCGCGUUGUCCCCCGUGCGCCCGCCCCCCGGCGCCCCGCCCCCCGCCGACUCGUGACGCACUCGUGUAUCUAAACGUUUCUCAAUAAACAUACAAUUGAUUGUGAUAAACUACUAA
This is a messenger RNA of Bombyx mori (domestic silkworm), 3219 nucleotides long. It is a transcript of the gene Cpsf73, whose product is annotated as cleavage and polyadenylation specificity factor 73. Gene Ontology annotation, biological process: mRNA 3'-end processing by stem-loop binding and cleavage. The transcript is spliced from 16 exons. Lineage: Eukaryota; Metazoa; Arthropoda; Insecta; Lepidoptera; Bombycidae. Gene Ontology annotation, molecular function: 5'-3' RNA exonuclease activity; RNA endonuclease activity; RNA binding. Gene Ontology annotation, cellular component: mRNA cleavage and polyadenylation specificity factor complex. The coding region runs from base 1081 to 3159 and encodes 692 amino acids. The record is from RefSeq and is a predicted model, not a curated record.